This is a messenger RNA of Fusarium mangiferae, 909 nucleotides long. RefSeq lists its product as uncharacterized. The coding region runs from base 1 to 909 and encodes 302 amino acids. The transcript has a single exon. The record is from RefSeq and is a predicted model, not a curated record. Lineage: Eukaryota; Fungi; Ascomycota; Sordariomycetes; Hypocreales; Nectriaceae.
AUGGCGACUGGGCAACAGAUCCUCAAUGAACAGCAGCGCAUUUUGGAAGAGAACCACAAGGCAAAAGCGAUAGCCGACAGAUUCCGCAGGGUUGUUAUUGAGAUCCAUACCCUGGAAGAUCUCCUCCUAACCUCAUACGCGUCUGUCCAUUUCAUUCGGCUUCCUAAGGGACAAUCUGCUGUCUGUCUGUCCUCGCAGUUAGGCAGACUGCACACGAUGAUCUGCCAAUUGAGUAACCAAUCAUUGGACGAGAAGGUUCGUAGAAGAAUGCUUCUCUCGGCUCCAAACAUGGACGAAUUCUCCAGGCUUGCUUUUGACCAUUACUCAAACAAAGUCAAAGAGCCCUUCGAUUUCUUAGCUCAGCUAAUAUCCCUUCGCCCGCCCCCAGCUAAGAUGGCAGCCAGGCUCUCGGAACUAAUGAUCGAGACGUUCAAGGCUUUAGACACAAAUGGCGAUCGAAUUUCCAUUGUAUCGCGAUUCUGCGGUGUUGUGGCUCCACUUGUCUGCUCAAUCAUGGCCUUAGAUGCUGCACGGUCGUUUGAAAAUCUUCCAGGGAGAUGGGUUGACAUCUUCUGCGGCGAAACUGACCAAACAGCUCAGAGCUCUUGGGGAUCAAACAAAAAUUCCUAUAAAGUGCAGGUCAUUGAAGCAUUUGACCUUUUUACCUCCAUGAGCUUGAAACGUGAAUUCCAGGACACAUCAGGCGGCCAAUGUGUGAACAAGAACGCAACUCACCAGUACCACCAAAACAGUCAAGGCAGGGUUAUUGGACAUGGAUCGUAUGAGUCGCAGCUUUUCGAUGAAUUGAUGGUUCAAUGGGAUAAUAGUCUUCACAGCAGACUGGAGGCACUUAACCAGGAAAACGACAGUCAAGACACACCACAAUUGAAGCGUAACCUACAUGGAUAA